CAGUAUGCAAGGUGAGUUUGCCUUGCCAAUUGUUGCAACAUCCCUUCUGGAGCAUCUCAUUGAGCAUCCGAUGGAGUUACCCCACCUCCACAGAGCUCUCCCUCUCUCCCUCUCUGCUUCUCUCUCUCUCUCACUGUGGAGGAGAGCAAGUGGGCACACUUUGGGUCGAGCGCGGCGCCUCACACCAAGCAGUGGUGCUGCAGCCUCCACACAUUGGCCAGUGCCAUGUCCAACAUCUGUGCAGGCGAAGGCUUAGCGCUCAUCCACAGGGAAGCUUGCAUUUUUCUUUGAGGAGGAAAGCAAGAGAAGCAGAGAGCGAGAGUAGGGGGGUUCAAACUGAAAGGACCCCCCACUCUUUGCCUUACUCAAAAGAGCAAACACGGAAGGCUUUGGAGUAUUCCAUUUUUUCUUUCGUUUUAUAUUUUUCCUCUUCCUCAUUGCGCUGCUGGGAGGUGCUUCAUCUUUUCACAUCCUCUCGCUGUCUGUUAUCUGCCUCCUCAUCUAUUUCUCCAUCUACCUGGUGUACAAUUCUCGCUGUUUAUGACUGACCAAAGUCAUCGCCAUUGUUUCCUUUCCUCCGUGACGCUCUCUCGUCAUUACAUCUCUGUCUGUGUAUCUCAUCUUUUACCAAUUUGGAUCAAUUUUCCUACAAACCCCCCCCCCAAAACAAUCAACUCCAUGAAUGACUCCCCCCCCGCUUUUUUUCUUCUCUUUUGGUCCCAUUUACUUUGCACCACACUCUUGCGGGAUUCUUAGAUGUUACUCUAGACCGAGGAAGACGAGAGCGAACGUUGGCUAGCAGAAACUGAAGUCAACGGGCGGUAAAAAGUCCACGAGGAAAAGAAGAGGAGAAUAUAUGAAUACAUACGGUACCCUGCUUCUUAUCUCCACGGCAACCGUGUUUCGCUCACACUUCUGCGAGGAGACCUGGCCGAGCUGUCACCAGCGUUGGAGCGAGCGAGAGGAGAAAAAAAAAAAUGCCAAUGAAGCAACAUCGCUUCAUGAUGUUCCGUCACCCUCGGCCCACGUCUUUCGCAAAUUACCGCUGAUGUUCAGCAAGUUGAAAUUCCCACCAGCUUGGGUUGUUUGACUUUAUUUCUGUCAUCAUUGCAAAGCUUUACACCAUUCAGAACUGAAUUACAUUUGCCAAAGCACAGCCACCCGUGACUUCACACCUGGCACCCACCCGAAUUCCUUGGCGCUGCUCAGCGCUGCUCAAACAGAGAUCCGCUCUCGACCCCGGAGAGCACCCGCGCCCCCUCGGGCUUCCCGUGCGCGACUUCCUGUGCCCACCGACCCUUCAUCCGAGGCUAUGAGAGGAGGAGUCGAAUCCCAGCUCACUCCAUCAUGCCAGUUGUGAAGAGCCGAGAGGAGAUCCGGGCUGGCGAUGUUCAAGGGACGGCAUUUACACUCCUCCGCAAUGCUUGUCAGCCUCCCCCCGUCUCCCUCCUGCCCUCCGGUCACGCACCUUCUCUCCUCCUCGUCCUCCUACCCCCGUCGUCCUCCCGCCGCGCCCCUAAAACAGACGUCGCGCCACCCGAAUGCUCGGCCACGGCUGCUCCCACUCUUGCUCGUCUUCUUUCUGCUCCUGCGGCCCGUCUGCGGGGCUCGGGGCAGGGGGGGCGGUCCAGGUUCGGGACCGGUAGGUGGCCCAGGAGGGCAGGGUGGCCCGAGGGGAGGCAGCACCCAGCGCGGCGUCGUCAUCCCCCCUCAGUACUCCCCCGGGCCACAGGCUCUUCCCCCAAUCAACCCCAAACUCAUCAGCUCCCUCAGCAUCGCCGUCAUCUUGGUAGGGAACUCUAGUGAAGUGGCCCUGGGAGCGGGACUCGAGAAAGAGGACUUCCUGCACAUCCCCUACCCCCCGAAGGUGGAGGUGGUCACCAUGAACGAGACCGAUCCAAAGAGCAUCAUCAAUCGGAUCUGUACGCAGAUGUCGAGGAACUCCCUGCAGGGCGUCGUUUUUGGCGACGCCACGGACCAGGAGGCCAUCGCUCAGAUCCUGGACUUCAUCUCGGCCCAGACUCACAUCCCCAUUCUGGGCAUCCGCGGAGGCUCUUCCAUGGUCAUGGCGGCCAAGGACGACAACUCCAUGUUUUUCCAGUUCGGGCCAUCGAUCGAGCAGCAGGCCUCGGUCAUGUUGAAUAUCAUGGAGGAGUAUGACUGGUACAUCUUCUCCAUCGUCACCACAUACUACCCGGGCUACCAGGACUUUGUCAAUAAGGUCCGCAGCACCAUCGACAAUAGCUUUGUGGGCUGGGAGCUGGAGGAAGUCCUACUGCUGGACAUGUCAGUGGACGACGGCGACUCCAAAAUCCAGAACCAGCUGAAGAAACUGCAGAGUCCGGUCAUCCUGCUCUACUGCACCAAGGAGGAGGCCAGCACCAUCUUCGAGGUGGCUCAUUCUGUGGGGCUCACCGGUUACGGCUUCACGUGGAUCGUUCCCUCGUUGGUGGCCGGAGACGCAGACCACGUGCCCGCUGUUUUCCCGACGGGGCUGAUCUCGGUGUCGUACGACGAGUGGGAUUACAACAUUGAGGCCAGGGUGCGUGACGCAGUAGCCGUCAUUGCCACGGCGACCUCCACCAUGAUCCUGGAUCGGGGGCCUCACACCCUGAUGAAAUCCAGCUGCUUCGGAACACCUGACAAGAAGAACACCAACACUGGCCACUCCAAGGAAAUACUCAGGUACAUCAUGAAUGUGACGUUUGAAGGGCGUAACCUGUCAUUCAGCGAAGAGGGCCACCAGAUUUUCCCCAAACUGGUCAUCAUCCUGCUGGACAAGGACAGACAGUGGGACAGGGUGGGCAAGUGGGAGAAUGGCUCUCUGUCCAUGAAGUACCACGUGUGGCCUCGCUUCGAGCUGUACUCGGCGGCGGAGGAGCACGAGGACCACCUGUCCAUCGUCACGCUGGAGGAGGCGCCUUUUGUCAUCGUGGAGGACGUGGACCCGCUGAGCGGCACCUGCAUGAGGAACACCGUGCCUUGUCGGAAACAACUCAAACUCAGCAACCAGACGGGCGAUUCGGGCAUCUACAUCAAGCGCUGCUGCAAAGGUUUUUGCAUCGACAUUCUGAAGAAGAUCGCCAAGGCGGUCAAGUUCACCUACGACCUCUACCUGGUCACUAACGGUAAACACGGCAAGAAGGUGAACGGGACGUGGAAUGGCAUGGUUGGAGAGGUGGUGCUUAAGAACGCUCACAUGGCGGUGGGCUCGCUCACAAUCAACGAGGAGAGGUCAGAGGUCAUCGACUUUUCCGUGCCGUUCAUCGAGACGGGAAUUAGCGUGAUGGUUUCCCGUAGCAACGGCACCGUGUCACCUUCUGCCUUCUUAGAGCCCUUCAGUGCUGACGUGUGGGUGAUGAUGUUUGUGAUGCUGCUGAUCGUGUCUGCCGUGGCCGUGUUUGUGUUCGAGUACGUCAGCCCGGUGGGUUACAAUCGCUGCCUGGCAGACGGCAGAGAGCCCGGCGGUCCCUCCUUCACCAUCGGAAAAGCCAUCUGGCUGCUUUGGGGUCUGGUGUUCAACAACUCCGUUCCGGUGCAGAAUCCCAAAGGUACCACCAGUAAGAUCAUGGUGUCAGUGUGGGCCUUUUUCGCCGUCAUCUUCCUGGCUUCCUACACUGCCAACCUGGCAGCCUUCAUGAUCCAGGAGGAGUAUGUGGACCAGGUGUCGGGACUGUCAGACAAAAAGUUCCAGAAGCCUAACGAGUUCUCGCCGCCGUUCCGCUUUGGCACCGUGCCCAACGGGAGCACAGAGCGCAACAUCCGCAACAACUACCGGGACAUGCACAGCUACAUGACCAGCUUCCACCAGAAAAACGUGGACGAGGCCCUGUACAGUCUCAAGAACGGCAAACUGGACGCCUUCAUCUACGACGCGGCAGUGCUCAACUACAUGGCGGGACGGGAUGAGGGCUGCAAGCUGGUCACUAUUGGCAGCGGCAAGGUGUUUGCCUCCACUGGUUACGGCAUCGCCAUCCAGAAAGACUCGGGCUGGAAACGAGCUGUGGACCUUGCCAUCCUCAUGCUCUUUGGGGACGGUGACAUGGAGGAGUUUGAGGCUUUGUGGCUGACAGGUAUCUGCCACAAUGAGAAGAACGAGGUUAUGAGCAGUCAGCUGGAUGUGGACAACAUGGCGGGGGUCUUCUACAUGCUCGGGGCUGCCAUGAUUCUGUCACUUAUCACCUUCAUCUGUGAACAUUUGUUCUACUGGCAGCUGCGCUUCUGCUUCAUGGGCGUGUGUUCCGGAAAGCCCGGGGUCACCUUCUCUAUUAGCAGGGGUAUCUACAGCUGCAUACACGGAGUACAAAUUGAGGAAAACAAAUCCACCCUAGACUCACCUUCAUCCACCAUCAAGAAGAACAUGAACAACACCCACUCGAACAUCUUGCGGCUGCUCCGCACUGCCAAAGACAUGACUGCAGUGCCGGGCAUUAAUGGCUCGCCACACGCGGCCCUGGAAUACAACCACGGCGGCCGCGAUUCAGCCAUCUAUGACAUUCAGGAGCACCGGCGCAGCCUCGUAGGGCACCCUGCAGACUGCAAGUCAGCACCGCCUUACAUCCAAGAGGACAACAUGUUCACGGACUACAUCGGCGAGGUGGAGAGGACUUUUGGGAACUUGCCCCUGAAGGACAACAACUUGUACCAGGACCAUUACCGGCACCACCACCCAGUCUCGGCUUUGGGUAUGUCCGGCCCCCCGCCUAAUAGGCCGCGUAGCUUAGGCAGUGCUAGCUCAUUGGAAGGGGGCAUGUUCGAUUGCGAAAGUUUAGGGGGAGGAGUAGCACCCAUCUUCACCACUCAGCCCCGCCCCUCCAUGACUCACAGGAAUACCAAUAAGUUUGACCUGAUUGCGGGUCACCCCCCCGCGGAUUCCAACCAAGUCGGCUUCAAGGGAAGCAAUGUGUACGGGAGGUUUUCGUUCAAAGGAGGCGCAUCCAGCACAGGGCUCAUCGGGGAUCAUGAGAGGUACUGCGGGGGAGGCGGAGGCGGGGGAGGCUCAGGAGGGGACGACGGAAACGUUCGCUCCGACGUGUCGGAUAUCUCCACUCACACCGUCACCUACGGCAACCUGGAGGGCAACGCCAAGCGGCAUAAGCAGUACAGGGACAGCCUGAAAAAGAGGCCAGCCUCUGCCAAGUGCAGACGGGAGCAGGACGAGAUAGAGCUGAGCGGCUUCAGGAGGAGACCCCACCACCACACCGUCCACCACCACUUCCCUCACGGGCACCUGGCACACCGCACCAUCUCACCUCCCCUGGAGCGGAAGCGAGGAGGGGGUAACGCUUCACCUUACUUAUUCCGCAAAGACAAAGAGAACUUGAGGGAGUUCUAUGCGGACCAAUUCCGCUCUAAGGAGGGCAAGUGGGAGCAAGAGGGUGGAAGUGGAGGAAGUGGCGUGGGCGUCGGUAGCGGUGGUGGUAUCUGUAAGAGCUUAGUUCCUGUCGAAGACUUUCUUAAAGGAAAAAUCAAGAAGCAGGAGUCCAAAGGUGGGCUGGGCUCGGUGUCGGCAGGUCAGCAGGCCCACACCUGCUGGGAAAAGGGCGUUUCCGGACUGGGAGGAGGCGGCAUCGCCGGAGGUGACUGGGAGUGUCGUAACUGCCACAGUGUGUGUCACCACGGUGGAGGCGUAGGGGGCUCGUGCCCAGCUAGUGGAAUUGGGGGGAGCGGUAUUCGCCCCAGCUCCGCCAGCUGCAAGCGCUGCGACUCGUGUAAGAUUCAGCCGAGCAAUCUGUACAACAUCAGCGAGGAUAACAACGUUGUGUUUGCUGCGGGGAAGAGUAACAUGGGAGCAGGCCACACGCCGACUCAGAGCAGGAAGCUAGGGCCAGGUGGGCGGGUCUUACGGAGGCAGCAUUCUUAUGACACAUUUGUAGACCUGCAGAGGGAGGGUUCAGGUCGCAUGGGAGUGGGCGGCGGGGGCCAGUUUGCCCAGCCCCGAAGCGUGAGCCUUAAAGACAAAGACCGCUACAUGGAGGGCCCCAGCCCUUAUGCUCAGAUGUUUGAGAGGUACGCAGGAGAAAGAGAUGCUUCGAUGUUUGCAGGAAUAGGUGGAGACAGGGCUAAAGGGGGCUCCUCCUUUAGUUUGUUUCGCGGAGGCGAAGGUGGGUUGCAUCGGCGCUCUGUGGGCGAGAGAGACCUGAGAGACAGGGACAGGGCUAUGAGGGGAGGUGGGAGCGGUGGUGGUGAUGGUGGUGGUGGUGGUGGCAGAGACGCCGGGACUUACUCCUUGUCUAAAUCUCUCUACCCAGAUAAGGUGAACCAGAACCCCUUCGUCCCAACCUUCGGCGAUGACCAGUGUCUUUUACACGGUGCCAAACCAUACUACGUCAAAAAGCCGCAGACGCAGCAGCUACUCAACAACAGCCGAGGAGGAGGGGACUUCCGGGGAUCCACGAGCGCGGCUUCUUAUUUGCCUGCGUCGGCCACAGCCGGGGUGAUGUCCAAUGUAGCCCCCAGGUUCCCCAAAGAUCUGUGUCUGGGCGGGGUGGGCGGUCCCAUGGGCAACCACCUCGGGGCCAACAAGCUCAUGCCCGGGGGCCGCGACACGUUGGGUUUGGGGCAAAGACCCUUCCACGGUGCCAGCAACGGACACGUCUACGAAAAGCUCUCCAGCAUAGAGUCGGACGUCUGAGGGGAGAAGAGAAGUGGCAAAGGGGCUGAAGAUUGAUGGGAAAUCCCCCCCAAAAAUCUACACAGUGCAACGUCCUCUUUGUGAGUAGAGAAGGUGAAGACGCGAGUGGGUUUCGUCUUCACGCCACUAAACGCAACAAUCUGAAACUUGCACAGCAGCAGCUCAAAGCUAAAGUGCGGACGGCAAGUUGUAAACGACAACUCGAGAGGAUUGUGGUGCUGGGAAGGAGGUAGGGCUAGACAGACGGAGGAGGGGGGUGUGCCCUGCUCGCUUUAGAAGCUCCUUGUUCCAAAACACCAAUUUUCGUUCACAACGGUAUUACAAUCAUGAAUGAGAAAUCAACACUGCUGAAGUAACAGGGUAAAUUAACAAUAAUUGUACCAAUAGUGUUAAUAUUAUUACUGAAUAUUACUCAAGUGUUUCAAGAUGAUUGGUUUGUUUUCCAAUUUUAUUUCUUCAAGUAGUGUUCGUAUGAUGUUGAUUGUUUCUUAGCUUACCAACUUCACAGGAGACUUGUGGACCACUUUGAAUAUUUUGGGGGCUCCUGUCAUUUUGGAUUCUUCUUUGCAAUGAAUUAUUUCUUCAUAUUUGAUUGAUUGGUUGAUUUAUUUACUUUUUCAAGAUUUAUGACUAUUGUGACGUGUAUGUGACCAAAAGGCAUGACGUGCUGAGUACAAUGUACUUAUUGGUUUACAUUUUUCAAAGGUCUUUUUUUCCGCUGUUAGAAGCCGACAUCAUCAUAUUGAUUUGCCCUUCCUUUUUGGCUUUUUUUUUUUUUUUUUUCUGCUCAGCAGCACCAAAAGGGUCUCACAUUUCGAGCUGGAUGUGCCUUAAGGGAUAAAUUCUGAUGCUUCACCUCCAGACAAUUGGUUCCUCAAUUUCAGGGCCAAAAUCAGCUGAAACCUUCAUCGCAGGAUUCACGUGUCAAAGAAAGUUGUGACAGUGACAAACUUUCAGGCAAACUCCGAUCUCAGAUGUUGUUUUCUAAAGGUUGCAAUAGAGGAAGCUCGCAUUUUCACACCGACCCUCCAAAACAGUAAAACGGGAGUGACAAUUUAUCAGCCAGUGUGCCAGAAAAAAAACAAAAAAAACAUUCCUCUCUACCGCAAAAACCAACACUGUUACUGACGACGUUAUCGCCAUUCAAUUCUAGUUAGUAUAACUGAUCACCUGCUUGUUGCUUUUAUUUUCACUGACCAUGGAACUUGCGGUGUUCAGGACCAAAUAGACUCGGAGUAAGCAGCGCUGCAUGUGCAUUUUUAAAAAUAUUGAGAACAUGUCAAGGCCCACUGUAUUAGGUGGUCGCAUUUGCCUCAAUUCAUGUCAACAAUUAUACUUGAACUAAAUAUUACUUCUUGUCCUUAAUGAUGAGAAUUGGAUUGUUAUGAGCCAUAACAAAUAUUUUAACAUUAUUUUCCCCCCCAAAAAAAGAGAACAAAAAUCAAAACAUUUAACAUUGAAAUUGAACAUUGUUCCAUGAAAGCACAGGUGUCAAACUCAAGGCCCGGGGGCCAGAUCAUGCCCGCCACAUCAUAUUAUGUUGCCCGCGAAAGCAAAUCAUGUGCUUGAACUGCCAUGAUUCUUGCUAAAAUAUGUAGAAAUUUUUUUUAUUGUCAUAUGGAAUAAAUAUUUGCAACCAUGUUUUUGUUACCAAACCUCUUUUUACAAUAUAGUAACUUAAACAAUAGUUACAAAGUAUUACACUUGAAUUUCGAUUUCCAAACUAUUCAUCUAUCGGUUUGUUGUCUAUCUAAUAAUAUAAGGAGGUGAUUCAAUAUUUAUAUGAUUUCAAAAUCUUAACGGCGCUCUGAGAGAAAGCAUAACUACAAUGUGGCCCGUACCACAAAUGAGUUUGACACCCCUACCCUAAAGGAUUCAAAUCUGAACACACACAACAAUUAUAAACUGUUGUUAGCUGCUAUUCUAAGGAAAAGGUUGGCAUUUUGGUAAAAGCAGUUUUUUUUUUUUUUUUUUUUAGUUACAUAAAAAAAAAAAAAAAUGAAGGUGCAGCCAGCUUCCUGAGAAAACUGUAAAGCAGCCAGUCCGUAGGCUGAAUUAUACACGCUUAACAAAUUCAAUUAAAUGUUGAGGUGUAAAAAAAUAAAAUAAAAAAAAUUUAGAAAUUAACAAUAUGUUUUCAGAUUUGGCACAUUUAGACCAUUUGGGCUGGCAAUAGCUUUGCACUUUCCCCUCUAAAGAUAAGAGCAGUUUCAUAUCAUGAAAUGCUGUUCCAGUUCAAAUGCAGUGGAACUUCCAAAGUCAAACAAUCUGUUGUGAGAUCAUCCAUCCAUCCAUUGUCGCUUGCCUUCAUUGUGUUCGGGGGUGAGCUGGAGCCUACGGUCGACUUGUAAUUAUUUUCUUUCAAUAGAGAGUGAUUAUAAUAAUUGUAUGUUCUAGGGUCAAACUGCUGCCAUCAAAACCUUGAUACGGGGAUUUUGGUGCACGACGCCCCGCAAGUGGCGGAAGCGGGCAUCAUGUUUCUCACGGUCCCUCUCCCACUCCAAUUUGACAUGAAUUGGAAUAUACUAGUAAUAUUGUUUAAUAUCCCCAAAUUGCAUUUGUACAACUAAGGGCUGCUUGUGUACUAUAAAACAUUGAGUUUGCCUUUGGCAGUUCCACUAUGUUUAAUUAUUAUUUUUUUCCGCCUUCAUAUUGCAAUUUCUUGGACAAAGUGAAUCAGUCAAAAAAAUUAAAUAAAUCAUGCCUACAUUUAAAUUUAGAGCACACCACCGUGUGAAUGGUCUCUUGUAAACCCCAUUUAAAAAUUGAGAGCAACUUUAUUUAACUCGGUUGACAAGUCAGUAUGUAUGAUAAUAAGUGUUUGCAUGUAUAGACUUUUUCUUUCUUUAUGCUUUUAUAAUCUUGACUUUUAGCCCAACAACUGGGUGUUUUUUUUCAAGCUACCUUUUUGAAAUGUCACCGGUACUCAUCGGUGUUGAUGUGCGUGUGUGUGCUUGUGCUACCAAUCCAAUCGAACACACCAAAUUCAAAAAGGAAUACUGCCGAGUCACCAAGACAUUCAACAAAAAGUAUUCACGCUUGUGUUGGCGAAAUGUUCUUGAACAAGAUGGAGGUUUUGCUCACAGUCACUGAAGAAGCCUUUUUCAUACUUUUCAUCUGAUUCUCCUUAAAAAAAAAAUAAAAAAAAAUCUCUACAUGAUUUCUGUUGUCGUACGUGCCUGAAUUUGUACGCUUGAUUACCUCUGUGUGUGUGAGACACAGCGCGAGUGAGGAAUAAACACUUCUUUUAUAUGUACUAUACAACUCCAUGUAAAUAGAGGCAUUCAUGGAUUUUUGAUAUUUAAAAAAAAAAAAAAAAAAAAAACUGUACAAAAUGGUGGAGAAAGAUCUAUUUGGGAUAAAUCUUUGAUUGGUAUUUUGCCCCUUGCAAAAUAGUUUUGUAACUACUUCAGGACACGUUAUGUGCAAUUGUUUCUAAUGACACAGAAAGUGCGUAUUUGCUCAGUUCGUUUCGACCGGAUGAUCCACGAGGGACAGUACAAAACGUCUGCACCAACUGCUCCACGGGAAGCACAACGUUGUUCCUCUUUUUGUUCCGCUUCUGUUUCAUCCUCAGACGGUCAAACAGCAUCCCAGAGUUGUACAGAUUGUGAAAAUGUACAUAGGACUCCGAAUCUUGUUCACCCUCACUUUUUUUUGUAUGCAGAUGAAUUACUUGUGUGAAGAAAGUAUUUCAGAUUUGAUGGAAUAUUUAGUAAUAUUGAACAAUGCGAUGGAAACACACACAGUCGAUGUGCAAAUAAGUGCUGAGAAAUAUUAUUCUUCUGUCUCUUUGGAAUAAAAGUGUUGAGUAUGAAUAAAAAUUAAAAAAAAGUGCAAUCUCA
Phyllopteryx taeniolatus (common seadragon) is the source of this 10479-nucleotide messenger RNA. RefSeq names its product glutamate receptor, ionotropic, N-methyl D-aspartate 2B, genome duplicate b (gene grin2bb). The transcript has 16 exons. Lineage: Eukaryota; Metazoa; Chordata; Actinopteri; Syngnathiformes; Syngnathidae. The record is from RefSeq and is a predicted model, not a curated record. Gene Ontology annotation, cellular component: postsynaptic density membrane; postsynaptic membrane; plasma membrane. Gene Ontology annotation, molecular function: NMDA glutamate receptor activity; transmitter-gated monoatomic ion channel activity involved in regulation of postsynaptic membrane potential. Gene Ontology annotation, biological process: long-term synaptic potentiation; synaptic transmission, glutamatergic; monoatomic ion transport. The coding region runs from base 1388 to 6634 and encodes 1748 amino acids.